GCUCCACGCUCCUCCGGGAUACCAGCAGUUCGUAAAAGAGGCUCCGGCUAUAUAGAAACCUCACACGCCCCGACCAUCAUAUCUACGCCUCUCUUGCCCUUUCCUUCACCAUCAGCCCAGGAACAAGAGUGUUUACAUCGACUGAAGCUUCCAACGAUUUCCCAAGUCGGACAAGCUCAGCACGGAGGAUCAUAGUCAACACUCCUUCUAACUCACUCCCACCCACACACUACGACAAAAAAACAGUAAGGGAUCAGGACUGAUCCAAAGACGAAGGGUAUUUUGGAGAAUCAAGACACUCACACCAUCCGAUAAUCCGACACAUCGAUCCUUACCACUCAAUACCACCACCAAUCACUUUCAUCCGUGUUCCCGUACUCACCACGACCCGAGGUCUAAGUCACGGUCUGAGACUCACUACCAAGGAACCGUUCCCUUCGAUCGACUCUCGGCUUUCGAUUGCGCCUUGUUAUAAGUUAGCAGCUGCGAACUAUCCAGUCACUCUGUGUUCGAAUACCUUGAACCAGUGAACCCACUUGUGAAGCGAAAGGAUUGUGGCUCAUUGUUAGCAAGCCACCAUAUCUUCGACGCUUCUAUACCCAUCAUUAGAAAUUCCUGCUCCGACGUAUGGCGACUGCUCGCCAUUACGAAGCCGACGAAUACACGAUGCAUUACCCAGAGCCCCCGCAGGGAGGAAUGUUUUCAACUCCCGUAGAUAUGGGCAUUUCCCCUGAAUACUACCCACCCCGAUCCCAGGAGUACACAACAUCGAUGGCCUACGACCAAAGCACCACUUUGUAUGCCGAUGCGCCGUACAACAUGUACCAUGCGAAGUCCCCCAGCCUGUAUCCCGAAGACUCCAACCUAAGCGUCGAUAGCCAUAGCGCAUCCUCGUCAAACGCUGGCUCCCCCCUCUCGAACCCUGGCAACCUAGCCUCGUGGGGAGCUCCUUUGGGCCCCGGUGUGAGCCCCGGUAUUGUCGAUCAAGGCGAGUUCUUCCAUGGCAAUGAGUACUCAUUCACGCCUCUGGAUGGCUAUAACCCCAAUUUCGAAUUUUCGGUUCCCAAAGGCCCCGGCUUCGUCGACCCUUCUUUGAUCCACCCCGAAGUUCGAUCGAUGGCUAUGCCCAGCUACGAGCAAAUGUACCCUGCUCCUAACUCCGCAUAUCCCGGCUCACCUGCUCUUUCCGCAUCCCCGCAGCUCCGAACUGGCAGCACGUCGCCUUUCCUACAAAACAACAACUACCCGGCAUACUCGCCCUUCCCGGCACCUCUUGAGCCACAAAGAAGGCAAAGCCUGGUUUCGUAUCAGUCCAACUUAUCCGAGCAACCAUACAGCGGAGAUGAAACCUUAAAGGAGAAGCAGAGGUGUCCUCAUCCCGAGUGCGGCAAGACCUUCAAGGAUUUGAAGGCUCACAUGCUCACUCAUCAAACAGAAAGGCCAGAGAAAUGUCCCAUUGCGACAUGCGAGUAUCAUGUCAAGGGCUUCGCGAGAAAGUAUGACAAAAACCGCCACACUUUAACACACUACAAGGGAACAAUGGUGUGCGGCUUCUGCCCGGGCUCCGGCUCAGCGGCCGAGAAGUCGUUCAACCGUGCCGACGUCUUCAAGCGUCACUUAACAGCCGUCCAUGGUGUAGAACAGACACCGCCCAACGCUCGAAAGAAGACUGGCGGUGUCAACGGCGGCAACUCUGGCAACAAGAAGCUGACUGGCUACGCACCCGAUGCCACCGGCAAGUGCUCGACAUGCUCUCAGACCUUUAGCAACGCCCAAGACUUCUACGAGCAUUUGGAUGACUGCGUGUUGAGGAUUGUGCAACAGGAGGACCCCACCGAAGCCAUCAAUGCAAAGCGGUUGGCCGAAGUGGAAAACGAUCUCGACGUCCACAACACUCUCGAGAAGAACAAUCUCCCGACUACCACAACAAUGACUACCCAGAUGGAUGACAUCGAUGAAGACGAAGAUAUGGUCGAUGAGGAUGACAACGAGGAUCCCGUCGGCGGCCGUGGAUCCAAGAGCUCGCCUUCCAGGAAGACCAAGGGCAAUCCCGCCAACGGUGUGCAAAAAUCCCGAGGUCUCACUCACUCCCGCGGUGGCGUCGCUCUCCAAAGCAAGGCCCGCGGUCGAAAGAACCGCCGCGAUUAUCCUUCUAGCUGGGGCUUCGACAAGGGCCAGAUGACCAUGAAGAAGCGUGUCGUCGCUGUGUUCGAUGGACCCCGUCGUCUGGCCAAGGAUGACAUGAUGCUGUCGACCGAGCAUGAGGUGCGCAUCAAGCUCCAGGAUGGCAAGUCGUACGUGACGGAUCUUGAUGUCCAGACCCUCAGGAGGACAGAGGGCUUCCUCAACGCGACUGAAGAGGAGAAGGGCCCCUGGAUUUCAGAUGACCCGACCGAAGAGGAGAAGGAAGAGGCGAGGAGGCUGCUAAUGCUGCAGUGACGUAACCAACGAAGUGGGGUCAGGCUGGACGAAAAUAAAAAAAGCUUCUUUGGUUCUUCUGAUGUUUCUUUUGCUGUCGGCGAUGAUACCAUUAAACUGGGCUUUGGGUGGUGUUUCAAUAUAAUGAUGGAAUGGAGUUCAAACUGGAGGAAAUGAUAGGGAUCUUUUAGCGACAACAAGAAACCACAAGGAGGUUUCUCGAUCUAUGUCUUUUUGUUUCUUAUGUAUCUUCGGCCUCUUGGUUUGUUACAAUUCUUGGGUAAGAAAUGGGUUGGAAAUAGGCAUAGGGACGGGAUGGGAUGAAGAGAGGGGUCUCUUCCUAAUGAAUGAACGAAACAGACAGAACAACUGGGUGGGCGGCACGGUCGGUGGUAAACCGGGAUUGGGAACAGGAACGGAGGGGUCAGGGUUAUUUAUACCACAUAUCUGGGUGGACGGGUGGAUGAUUUGGAUAAAUGCCAACGUCCUUGCCGAAGGCGGUUUUCAUGUUUACCAUUUUUAUUCUCCAUCAUAUUCUUGUUACUCUUUUGAAUUUGGUGUCGAGCGUCUUUCUCUCUGUCUCUUUAUGUAUGAUACUUGUAAAGCCGCAUACCGACCUGCGAUGACUGAUACCCCCUUACAAAUUUGAUCUUUGCCAACAUCCAAUCUACUAUGCUUUCC
Neurospora crassa OR74A is the source of this 3099-nucleotide messenger RNA. Its product is annotated as zinc finger containing protein. NCBI's taxonomy places the organism in Eukaryota, Fungi, Ascomycota, Sordariomycetes, Sordariales, Sordariaceae. The transcript is spliced from 3 exons. Bases 628 to 2439 code for a protein of 603 amino acids. Gene Ontology annotation, cellular component: nucleus. The record is from RefSeq and is a predicted model, not a curated record. Gene Ontology annotation, biological process: regulation of transcription by RNA polymerase II.